AUUAGAAUGAACUCGACCCCAACAGUGGACAUCACCCUUCUGUGUUAUGAAUCUUUAAAUGGAUCUUGUCCCAAAUUUGCUUAUCCAAUGUUUGUGAGAGUGCCACUGUAUUUGUUUUUUGGUUCAAUGGUGAUUUUAACAGUAUUUGGAAACCUUUUUGUCAUCCUGACCAUCAUUCAUUUCAAGCAGCUGCACAUGCCAACUAACUACCUCGUUCUGUCUCUGGCUGUGACAGAUCUGCUGCUGGGAAGCUUGGUGAUGCCUCCCAGUAUGAUACGCUCUGUGGAGACCUGCUGGUAUUUGGGGAACUUGUUCUGUAAAAUACACAGCAGUGUUGAUGUUGCGUUGUGCACUGCGUCCAUUUUAAAUCUUAGUUUCAUAUCGAUUGACAGAUACUAUGCUGUGUGUAGACCCCUGCUCUACCAAAGUAAAAUCACCUCUUUCGUCACACUGGUCAUGAUUUCCAUCUGCUGGAGUGUCUCUGUUAUAGUCGGCUUUGGGAUAAUAUUUCUGGAGCUUAACAUCCGUGGCAGUGAGGAUUUCUACUAUGAGAACGUGGAGUGUGAAGGUGGUUGUGUGUUGUUCCAAAGUGCAGCCUGCACGACAGUUACUUCUGUGCUUUCUUUCUACUUCCCCGGUCUUGUGAUGCUCAGUAUAUACACUAAAAUAUUCCAUGUUGCACAAAUACAAGCAAAAUCUAUUCAGGAUAUGAAAUGUAAAGGCAACACACAGUCCCUGAUAAGCAAAGAGCAAAGAAAAGCCACAAAGACUCUCUCUGUGAUUAUGGGGGUGUUCCUUUCACUCUGGACCCCAUUUUUCAUCUGUAAUAUCAUUAAUCCUUUCGUGGGUUACUCAAUUCCCCCGGUACUCUUUGAUAUGCUUGUGUGGAUUGGAUAUUUAAACUCAACCUGCAACCCAAUCGUGUAUGCACUCUUCUACAAAUGGUUUAGGAAGGCCUUCUGGAUGCUUGUAACAGGUGAAAUAUUUCUUCCAGGUUCUUCAAGAGUUAAUCUAUUUUCACACUAA
Molecule: messenger RNA, 1026 nt
Organism: Electrophorus electricus (electric eel)
Lineage: Eukaryota; Metazoa; Chordata; Actinopteri; Gymnotiformes; Gymnotidae
Source: RefSeq, a predicted model, not a curated record